CACGCUCUGUCAUGGCUGCGCGAGACAUAAACAUGCCAGUUGGACGGUAAAUCAGAGCAGUAAACUGGUGCGAUGAUUAAAACAGCGGCCAUCACAGAUCGUUUUGACUUGUUUUAACGGGUUUCGCCAAAUGAGUUCAGUUGGUCGGUGUUUUGUGUGUCAAGUGUAGUGUUAGCCGUGUUGAAGUUCACAGGAAGGAUUUCAACAUGCAGACAGAAGCCGUGCUGGAGCAUCACAGCGGCUCACAGAGUUCCAGCAGAAUGGGCUUCAAAUCUUGGCAGUACAGCGAUCUGAUGGAAAAGGUGGAUGGUUAUUUAAUGAAGUACACCAAUCUUGUGACUGGAUGGCAAUAUCGAUAUUUUGUCCUCAAUAAUGAAGCAGGGCUGCUAGAGUACUUUGUGAAUGAGCAGUCCAGAAAUCAGAAGCCCCGUGGCUCGCUGCCGUUAGCCGGUGCAGUGAUUUCACCCAGCGAUGAAGACUCACACACCUUCACUGUCAAUGCCAUCAGCGGAGAGCAAUACAAACUCAGAGCCACGGAUGCAAAGGAGCGACAGCACUGGGUCAGCCGCCUGCAGAUCUGUGCACAGCACCACACAGAGGCAAUGGGCAAGGUUAGAAUUACAACAAACCCACCACUAGAGACUCACAGUCUCUCUAUGGCAUCUCAAGGCAGUGGCAGUUCUCCAGGAUCUCAGCAUAGGAUCAACCAGAACACUAAUGCUAUGUUAGGCCUGUCCCAGCUGCAAAUGGGCUCCUCUCUCUACUCCAGCAGGAAAUCCCUGCUGCCUGAUCACCUGCUGGAGGCCAGAGAGAUGAUGAGCCAGGCGCAUAGCCAGCACAGAGACUUGAUCCAGAGCAUUGAGGGUCUGCCCUCCUCUCAGGGUCCUUCUCCACUGGACCAAGACCUGUUGCUGCUGAAAGCCACCUCCUUGGCCACCAUGAAUUGCCUCAGCGACUGCCUGCAUAUCCUACAGCUCCAGCAGGUGGCUCGACAGAAAGUUCCUUUUGGUGGGCCCGCCAUCGAGUGGCUGGAGCCAAAACUUCCCAACAUCUUGAAGAAUGGAGGGACACUGCCCAGCAUCACCAAAGCUGAUGGUAAAACAGAGGGAACAGUUCUAGAACCACUAGAAAUGGACUCUUGUGAUAUCGCUGGGGAGCAGGAGGAGAUUGAUACCACGCAGGAGGUGGAGGACUCCUCUUCGGCUGAAGAGGAGGAUCUGGGUGCUGUGGAAGAGGAGCGAAGUGUCAUUCUGCACCUCCUCUCUCAGCUGAAAUUGGGCAUGGACCUCACCAGGGUGGUCCUCCCUACUUUUAUACUGGAGAAACGCUCCCUACUAGAAAUGUAUGCAGACUUCAUGUCUCAUCCGGACCUUUUCGUGGCCAUCACUGACGGCACCAGCCCCGUGGAUCGCAUGGUCCGAUUUGUGGAAUAUUACCUCACUUCUUUCCAUGAAGGUCGCAAAGGUGCGAUUGCCAAGAAGCCCUACAACCCCAUCAUUGGAGAAACUUUCCACUGCUCUUGGAGUGUACCCAAAGCUACAACAUCUCCGACAGGGUUCCCGAAAGAGGAGACAUCAUUAACGUCAGACUGCUACAAUGUCCGCUUUGUGGCUGAGCAGGUUUCCCAUCAUCCACCUGUGUCAGGCUUCUAUGCCGAAUGUCCAGAGAGGCAGAUGUGUGUUAACACGCAUGUGUGGACAAAGAGCAAGUUCAUGGGCAUGUCCAUUGGUGUCUCUAUGAUUGGAGAAGGUAAUCUACAUCUAUUGGAGCAUGGUGAAGAAUACACCUUUAGUCUGCCCUCUGCAUAUGCCCGCUCAAUCCUCACUGUGCCCUGGGUAGAACUGGGAGGAAAGGUCAAUGUCAACUGCGCAAAGACCGGCUACUCUGCAGUCAUCACCUUUCAGACAAAGCCUUUCUAUGGGGGCAAGCUGCACAGAGUGAUCGCGGAGGUCAAACACAACCCCACCAACACCGUAGUGUGCCGCGUGCAGGGAGAGUGGAAUGGCACACUGGAGUUUAUCUACACCAGCGGAGAGACACGUGUCAUAGAUGUUACCACACUUCCUGUCACUAGAAAAAGAGUACGGCCAAAUGAGCUGCAAGGAGCCUACGAGUCCAGGCGACUAUGGCAGCAUGUGACAGAGUCUCUGAAGGAAAGGGAUAUGGACAAAGCCACAGAACACAAGCGCUUCCUGGAGGAAAGGCAGAGGAAAGAGGAAAGGCAUCGUGCAGAGGCAGAGACACCAUGGAGGACAAAAUAUUUUGAGAGCUAUGGUGAGGGCUGGGUAUAUUACCAACCACUGUGGAAAACAACAGCCCAUAGCUCUUCCCCGGUCCCCUCUCAGCACAACCCAUGACCUCUGACCUUCUAAAAGCUGAGCACAGGCACUGUACAGCCUCCAGCUGUAGUAAACCCCUGGUCCAGCAUUCUCAUUCUCACAGAUCACUCUCCUUUGUAUGAUUCCUAAAAUAUAACUUCAGUUCGAGUGUUUGUAAAUACGCUGUGGACUGCGGGUUUGCAAUCUGUUGUUCAUAUUUUGCAUCCCUUGAUGGUAGAUUUUUGUAAAACUACACCGUGAAUGAUUUAUCCACUCCUCACACGGACAUUCUUUGAUCAUGUUGCCUUAAUGAGUGUGGAAUAUAACGAGGGCGGAGGACAAUGUGUGACAGUUCUUAUUUGGGAUUGUGUUUGAGGUUUAUUUAUGAACAUCUUGAUAACCAUACUAUGGGAUACUGUAUUUGAUCAUGGUACGGUCAACUUUUUCUCAUUCUUUUUAAGUAUUAUGUGACUUAUAAUUAUAUUAUAUCAAACAAAAUACAGGGCAGGGGGACUAUUAUAUAUUAUACUAUUAUGCCAUAACUUGCGAGCUGUGAGGUGUUAUUGCUUAGUACAGCCAGACACAGUUGGAAUCUUCAUGAACGCGAAGUUGCUGGCUUGGCUUUGAUAUUAUGAAGCGUUUUUCUCUUUCUCGCUCUGGUAUGUGAAGAUUCAGGCACUGAAUCUGUUGAUAUCUGGGUUGAACAUCGGUAUGAUCAAUGAGCUCAGGUAGAAGCCCUUUGUUUUGCUUUAUGUUCAAUGGACAAUUAUGUCUCUCCAAAAAUUAAAUUCCAUCAUUUACUCACCUUCAUGUCAUUUCACACCCAUAUGAUUUUCUGUAUUCCCAGGAAUAUAAAGGGAGAUGUUGGGCAGAGUGGUUUGAACUGACAACCUCCGUCACCAUUCACUGUCAUUGUAUGGGGAAAAAAAUGCAAUGAAAGUGAACACUAACUGAGGCUGUCAGUCCAUAACAUUCUAAAAUCUCUUUUAGUUUCCCACCAAAAACAAUCAAGCGUGUUUUGGAACAACAUGAGGGUAAGUAAAUGAUGACAGAAUUUUCAUUUUUGGGUGAUCUAUCCGCUCGUAGAGUACCUAAAGUGUUCAAACUAUAGAAAAGGGCCAGCCUUAUAAUCUUCUCUGUACAGUAAUAUGUGUAGACAAGCAAGCUGAUCAGUAUUAUUGGAAACUGGCUGUCUCAAAUGUUACAUCAAACUGAUUUGUCAAAGUUAUGAAUCCUCUAAUUUUUUUACUGACUUUGCACAACAAUGCUAUGCUCUGUUUCGCUCAUUGAAUUCUACCUCGACUGAAACAUUGAUCUUUAAAAGAACGGUUCCCCUUAAAAAAAUUAAAAUUUGGUCAUCAGUUACUUACCCGUAUGCUGUUUCCGACCCCAUAUUAUAUCUUGUAACCACGCUCAUUGUGGGAAGUUUGAAUAUACUUUGUACAUGACCACAAAUGAGUGCUAUGACAGAUGGUAAGAUUAUCAGUAUUACAUUUACAUUUUGGAGUGUUCAUCACACAAAGCUGACUUCAGAUGAAUUUGAGCGCUGUUGUAUGGACUAUUAUGAUGAUAAGAGUGUGUGUGUGUGUGUGUGUGUGUGUGUGUGUGUGUGUGUGUGAGAGAGAGUGUGUGUGUGUGUGUGAGAGAGAGAGUGUGUGUGUGAGAGAGAGUGUGUGUGUGUGUGUGUGUGUGAGAGAGUGUGUGUGUGUGUGUGAGAGAGUGUGUGUGUGUGUGUGUGAGAGAGAGAGUGUGUGUGUGAGAGAGAGUGUGUGUGUGUGAGAGAGUGUGUGUGUGUGUGUGUGUGUGUGUGUGUGUGGCCUUUUUGGAGCUUGAUGAUUGAAAUGACCAUCCACGUUGCUUGUAUAAUCAAGAGCUAAUUAGAUUUCCUGUGUUUCUCAAAGGAAAGAAACACUAUUUUGGAACUACAUGAGGCUGAGUAAAUGAUGACAUCAUUUUCAUUUUUGGGUGAAUUCCAUUUAAUUUGGCAAUUGGAUGUUGAAAUCAAGGGUUCAAGGGUGAUCUUGUGCUGAAGUUUUGCAUAGUCAUAUAACGUCUCCGCUUCAGCCCUGGCAUUGGUUUGUGCUGAGAAACUUGUGGUGCCUUAUUUGUGUUAGUCUUCCUACCAUUCUACCACACACCUGUCAGCUUUCUCAUUAAACAGAGUAAGAGAGAAGCCACAGCCAUUGUACAUAUCCUCUUUCUUUUUCCAGUCAUCAAAAUACAGAAAUCCCACAAGCUGUUUCAUACAUAUGUCAGCUGUACUCCACUAAAAAAAAAAUAUAUUUUGCUGAUCCAUCAACUGCACUGAUGUUUUAAAUACAUUCCCUGUAGCCUCAGAAAAAAACUAUGAUUGAAAAAAUGAAUAAAAUUGUUAAUAUAUUGGAGAAUAUAUUGUUUGAUUGAUGACUGUGGCAGUGUGGUAUCAAGGAAAAAAGGCAAAGAGAAGACUGGUGUCAGUGAGGUCCAAAUGUCUGAGACCACUAGUUAAAAUGCUUCUGUGUUGCAUUCUUUAACAACUUUUUUCAUUAGAAUUUGUAUUAUCAAAAUAACAAGUUGAAUGAAAAGUUGAAAUGAAAAAUGACCAUGAAUAUUUUAGCAUUUAGUGUGUUUUUCUUUUACUUUAAUGACAGCUUGCACUCAAGCUGGCAUGGACUCAACGAGUUUGUGCAAAACCUGAUGAUCCAUGUUAUCCCAGGGUGCUUUGAGAAUUUUCCUAAUAACUUCUUGUGUGCUUCAAUGGAAGUAAGGAAAUCGGACCUUUUGUACAAAAGUGUUAAAAUGAUAAAUGUCACCGUUUGCUUAUUUGAUUAGCAAUCUAGAAAUAAUGCAGAAUCUAAAAUAUUUCUUAAUCAUUUUAUGUCAUGAUGUUUCUUUUUUUUUCUUCAGUUUUUGUUUUAAAUACUUUCUUUCCAUGUUUAAAUUCUAUUUGCAAUCCCAGAUUUUCAGUAUGAUCUCAGACUUU
Xyrauchen texanus (razorback sucker) is the source of this 5280-nucleotide messenger RNA. Its product is annotated as oxysterol-binding protein-related protein 11-like. Gene Ontology annotation, cellular component: intracellular membrane-bounded organelle; membrane; cytosol. The record is from RefSeq and is a predicted model, not a curated record. Gene Ontology annotation, molecular function: sterol binding. The coding region runs from base 207 to 2357 and encodes 716 amino acids. NCBI's taxonomy places the organism in Eukaryota, Metazoa, Chordata, Actinopteri, Cypriniformes, Catostomidae. The transcript has 13 exons.